GCCUCUUUCGUCCGCGGUAGCGAAGUCGGCUUCGCCUUCGUUUCUGCGAACCUGCGAUAGAACCAUUAUUACGCUCUCUCUCUCUAGAAGCAGCCUCGCUCGUAGCCGCUGCUACUCAUUAAUCUCUUUCUGUCUCUCUCCAAUCCGAUUGAAUCCAUCGGACUCGGUUCGUUGGUAAGCCCUUCGAAUCUCAAUAAUUGUCGGGAGGGAGUAUAUCAUAUUAAUUUCUAGGGUUUUCUAUCGUCAGCUAUUGUUCGAUUUCGGGCUUUUAUUUCUAGUUUAUUAACAAAGAUUGAAGAAAAAAAUAAUUGUUGGCCCUACGCGAUUUACUUUCGGCCUUGAACUUGUUUCUCGUAUCAAGAUCUGUACUUUGAUUGUCUCGCUUUAUAGAUUGAAAUCUUGUGGGGUAGAAUUAGGGGAAAUUGGGGAAGGAGGUCUUCUGUUUGUUUUGAUGAAAUUUGCUGAAAUUAGGCUUAGGGUUUUCUCUUAAACCCCGGUUUAGGCGAGUUUAGCAGGUGAAUUGAAUUUUUUGGCUGUAUCAGAGGGAUAAACUCGGUUAUAGAUUUAUGGCGGCUGGAAGACAUGGGGGUUAUAGGGACAAUGAGUUCAGGGAUCGUGAGUCUGACUUUGAGGUAGCCAGGAGGGAAAUUGGCUAUUCAAAAGGUGAUUAUGAUCGGAUGAGGAAUGGUGUGGGGGACUAUGAUAGGGGGAAUAGGGCUCAAAAUCAUGAUGGUCGAGAUAGGGGUAGAGUUAGGCAGAAGGAUAUUAAGGAGAGGGAGUUCACUAAUGGUGGGUAUCGGUCUGCCUCAAGUAGGAGUGACUCGGGCAGUAGUGGUGGUGGUAGUGCUGGUCUGGGGCCAAAGAGGUAUGGUUUUUGCAUGAGGCCCGUGGACAGAGAACCUGGGGAAUUGUCCAGUGAAAGUGGGUCUGAUGGGGCUAUUGAUUCUGAAGCGCAUAAGAAGGAUGGUGGUGAGCUUAAGAAGUCAGAAAAUGGAAAGAGAAAAUUUUCACCCAUCAUUUGGGAUAGAGAUGGAGAUGGCAAAAAAGUGACUAGAAUUGUUAAGGCGAGGACUUCCCCAGCAGCAGCUGCUCUUCCCCCUCAGCUACCCACGCCUACUUCUGGCACCAUGUCACCUGAUCGCAACCCUGAUAGUCGUCAACAUAUUUCACCUAGUAAAGAUAUAGUGGUUCAGAAUUCUGGGCUGUCACCGAAAAAGGUUACUGAGGACCUCACUUCUCAAAUAAAUGUUGCUUCUGACUCUCCAAUUGGUUUAUCUCCUUCAGCUCCUGAGGCAGAGGAAGAGGAAGCUCACUGGGGUAAAAAUGAGGGAGCAGUGACAGUGGAUGAUGAUUACUAUAUGCCAGCACGUAAUAUAAAAUCCUCUCGCUGGGCAAAUGAGGCUGAAUCAUCAGCUGAUGAAGGUGAAAUUUCUGAUGAUGAGGAGAUGGUUAAAUUGAAGAAGAAGAAGAAAUCUGUUAAUGAAUCUACUGACACAAGGGGACAGAGGAAAUCGGUAACUCCAGAGCUCGGGGAACUGAGGAGAGAAGGUUCAGUGGGAAAUAGGGUCAGGUCUUCUGAUGAACGCGUUAGAUCCUUUAGUGGAGAUAGUGAUCCUGAUGAAUUGGACAGGAAUGAGUACAUGGAGGUUGAUGAAGAUCGCACUUAUGGUGGAACCAGUGGUAGCAAUGCGGAUACUGGUUCUGAUGAUGAACACAACUCCCACGGGACACCAGAACAUGCAGUUCCUCCACCAAGGGCCGUGAACAUGCUUCAGGGUUGUAGAAGUGUUGAUGAGUUUGAGAGGCUGAACAAAAUAGAUGAAGGCACAUAUGGUGUAGUUUAUAGAGCUAGGGAUAAGAGAACAGGAGAAAUAGUUGCUCUGAAGAAGGUCAAGAUGGAUAAAGAAAGAGAAGGGUUCCCUUUGACCUCUUUGAGGGAAAUAAACAUUCUUCUUUCUUUUCAUCACCCAUCAAUUGUAGAUGUCAAGGAAGUAGUUGUAGGGAGCAGUUUGGACAGCAUUUUUAUGGUAAUGGAGUACAUGGAACAUGAUCUGAAGGGGUUAAUGGAGACAAUGAAACAACCGUUUAGCCAGAGUGAAGUUAAGUGCCUCAUGCUUCAGCUUUUUGAGGGUGUUAAGUAUCUGCACGAUAACUGGGUUUUGCACAGAGAUUUAAAGACAUCAAAUAUACUUCUAAAUAAUUGUGGUGAGUUGAAGAUCUGUGACUUUGGAUUAGCACGUCAAUAUGGAAGCCCUUUGAAACCAUAUACUCACUUGGUGGUUACUUUGUGGUACAGGGCGCCUGAACUGCUUCUAGGAGCUAAGCAGUACUCUACAGCGAUUGACAUGUGGUCCUUGGGUUGUAUUAUGGCCGAGCUGUUAGCGAAGCAGCCACUAUUCAAUGGGAAAACAGAAGUUGAUCAACUCGACAAGAUAUUCAAAAUCCUUGGUACACCUAAUGACACAAUCUGGCCUGGGUUUUCAAAGCUUCCUGGGGUCAGGGUUAACUUUGUCAAGCAUCAGCUUCCAGCUUUGGGUGAUUCUGGUAUAAUCAACUGCGUUCCAAAUUUCCAGCUACAUCCUUCAGAGGAUCGCCGGUACUCUCUGAUGCUGGAUUUGACUUAUUGAACAGGCUUCUGACUUACGACCCUGAGAAGGUAUGUCAUUGUAAGCGAAUAACUGCUGAGGAUGCUCUUAGCCAUCCUUGGUUUUCUGAAGUUCCUCUACCCAAGUCGAAAGAAUUUAUGCCUACUUUUCCUGCUCAGCAUGCUCAAGACAGACGUUUGCGAAGAGCCAUGAAGAGCCCAGAUCCCUUGGAAGAGCAGCGCAGGAAGGAGUUGCAACAAGGGGAACUAGGAACUAGUGGUUUGUUUGGUUAAGGGAAGUCAUUAGUGCCUUGAAGUUCAAUUUAUGCUUCAGUUCUGUUCUCGUGAUUGAUGUGGUUGAGGUGAGGAUGUAUUGAGAGGAAGUUAUUGUUAGAAGAUCAUUCGUGCUGUUUUUUAGCAGGCACCCUUGAUGAAGUAGAUGGAGAAUCAAUUCUUUGUCUAAGCUUUUGAAUCAGAUGUGGUGGGGAGCUCUGGUGUAAUGAAAAUUCCUUCUUUGACACUGCUUGCAUGCCAAGACACUGGUGUAACGCGGAGCAGGCUUUCUUAGCUUUUGAUUGACGAAGAAAUGACAGAAAGUAUUGCGCUUUGGAGUAUCAAGGCAGGCAGGUUGGGGGAGUUUACCUGUACAACCUGGCAUAUAGAUUUUCAAAUUAUUUUUCCAUUCUUCAGAUAUUCUUUUUCUCUUCUUCAAAGCUCUGUGGAGGAUAACUGGUGGAUUUAAGGUGCUAUUCUUCUUAUGAACUGAGACAGUCUUGACUUAGAGCCUGCUGACAACUUGGGGGUGCUUAGUAUUUUAAGAGUGAAGGGGCAGUAUUGAGUUAGAGCCGCUACCAACUUGGGGGUGCUAUAUUUUAGCAGUGGAAGGUAUGGAUAACGUCAUUAGCUGGGAAGAAGAGAUGAAUACUUGGAUCAUUAGAAAGUUGUAGUGCGACGCUGGUUGUCUGUCACAAGGAGCAUAUCCUGAGGUGUCAACUUCUAGUUAAUAAACUGCAUUUUUAUAUGUUAUGUGUGGUAAAAUUCCUUGUCUCAUUGUUUUUCAUAGAUGCAGCGAGGAGAGAACUUAUUAUCAUAGAUGUGCUUGCUUCUGGUUUUGGAUACUUUUGGUUCUCUUAGCUUUUGCUUCUCAAAAGUGUUUCAAGGUAAUUUUCAUAGUUGGAAAAAAGUAACUAACAGAGAUUGAAUGCAAAGGUUGAUCAGUGUAGGUUCAAUAAUGAAUGUAGUGCAGGAUAUGGGUGAGAGAGAUUCUUGAUGAAGUUGAGGGACCGUUUACCAUCGUUAGAUCACGAGGUAGCAGAGGCAUUAUCUGAAUCUAGACUCUACGCAUGGGGUUUGCGUUCCAACUGCUUGACCAUCAUUGGCCUGCAUUUGCUGUAGAAUUACAGGUGAUGGAGCGAGACCAGCACUGUCGCUUAAGCACCCUCAUCAGAGAGAGAUUGUUGCUUGAACAUGAGCAUCUUCCCUUCCAUUCAAGGAUUGUGUGCUGUCCCAUUUGUGAAUACGGUUAAUAUUAAAUCUGUCAUAAAAGAAGCGACAGUGAAUGCUUUAAGAACAAAUUGCAAAUGAUGAACGGAGCCCGUCAAAUUGCAAAUUUCCUUGUGUGAUGGGCGCCCUGCGAAGAUGCUCUUUGCAUGCCUGUAGCAGGCCCGAACAGAGAAUGGAGUGUAGCGGGAUAUAGGCGCUGCCCCAGGGAAGAUGGCCGACGACUUUGGAUCGCAAUUACGAUUUUGAUGCGCCACUUUGCCGCGGCGGGUGAUUACUGUGAAGUGAAAACUACGGUCUUUCCAAGCACGAAGAGCACGAGCGACAGUUGAAUGAAGAAAAUGGUGUUGAUCAGUCCCCUGUCAACCGUCCAUCCAAAAACCGUAAUUCCCCCGGGGUUGGACUGCAAAUAUGUCACUGUAGAAUCAAAAAAAAUUAAUGAGCGUACGUGACAAUUCAGGAUUAAGAUACCAGUUAGAAAGGCUCAAGCAAAGAACACACUCGAUGAUCAAGCCUGGUUGCACUGAAAGAAACUGUUUUACAUAUCCUACCACUUCAAAGUUCUGUGUGCGUGCGGUGGUUUGCCUGUGUUGAGGGUAUGUUGUUUGGUAGGAGAAGUCAUUCUUAGUUUUUUAAUGAACAGCAAUUGCCAAGCAAAAGCACUUAGAAUCUGUCUUUUUGCGCAUUUAUCUUGUGUUUUCAUUCUUUAAUAAAAAGAAACAGAUUGAAGAGAUGAA
This is a messenger RNA of Coffea arabica (coffee), 4821 nucleotides long. NCBI's taxonomy places the organism in Eukaryota, Viridiplantae, Streptophyta, Magnoliopsida, Gentianales, Rubiaceae. The record is from RefSeq and is a predicted model, not a curated record.